Molecule: messenger RNA, 3271 nt
Organism: Ceutorhynchus assimilis (cabbage seed weevil)
Lineage: Eukaryota; Metazoa; Arthropoda; Insecta; Coleoptera; Curculionidae
Source: the annotation of a GenBank genome assembly
CGGUUCUAAUCUUUGGUAGUAACUCUGGAGUGUUUCGAACUCGCUGCUCCGGAGCAAGUGUUAGGUUAUCGAACGCAGUCCUGUUCAUUUGACAAAUCGUCGUUUUUGAGGUUAUUUUUUUCUAUUCAAAAAUUUCAAUUUUUUCAAAAAUUUUCUCCUUUCCCUAUAAAAAUUCUCGUGUUAUAAUAAAUGAAAUAACAGUAAUACAAUGGACCCAUACCCAUAUCUUCGUUUACUAAGCACCGGCAGAUCUCUAAACUGUAACCUACUUACCCGUAAAAUCAGUAAAUACAUACACAAAGAUAUUUCUUCAAAAGCUAUCAGGCGGGUUUUCCUGGAUUUUUUUGUAAAGGACCAUGAACAUACUUUUGUACGGUCGAGCCCUGUAGUCCCCUUUUGUGACCCGACAGUGCCAUUCGUUAAUGCAGGAAUGAACCAGUUCAAAAGUAUCUUUUUGGGAACCCAAUCACCGCAUUUUACAAGAGUCUCGAACAGCCAAAAAUGCAUCAGAGUUGGAGGCAAGCACAAUGACCUAAACAUAGUGGGACAAGACGGCUAUCAUCAUACGUUUUUUGAAAUGUUAGGCAACUGGUCAUUUGGGGAUUAUUUUAAAGAAGAUGCCUGUAAAAUGGCCUGGAAAUUGUUGACACAAGUUUAUAAAAUUCCUCCUUCUAGAUUGUAUGUCACAUAUUUCGGAGGAGAUGAAAAAAUGAGGCUUAAAAGUGAUAUGGAAACUUUUGAUAUUUGGAGAACUAUUGGAGUAAAAGAAAACAGAAUACUGCCAUUUACAGCUAAAGAUAAUUUUUGGGAAAUGGGCAUUACAGGUCCAUGUGGACCAUGUACAGAGAUCCAUUUUGAUCAUUUAGGAACUGUUAGUCGUUCUAAUUUUGUCAAUAAGAACUUGCACGAUUUAACAGAAAUAUGGAAUUUAGUGUUCAUUCAAUAUAAUAGAUUACCAGAUGGUUCUAUAAUCUCACUUCCCAAAAAACAUGUUGAUACUGGCCUGGGUUUGGAAAGAUUGUGUUGUGCUUUACAAGGAAAAUCAAGCACAUAUGAUACAGAUUUGUUUGAUUAUCUUAUAAAUGCCAUAGAAAAGAAUUGUAGUAGUAUUCCAAAAUAUGCUGGAAAAUUUGGCGAAAACGAUUGGAACAAUGUGGAUACAUCUUACAGGGUUUUGGCUGAUCAUUUAAGAAUGCUUACUGUGUGUUUAGCUGACGGGAUUAUACCAGAGCAAAAUCAAAAACUUAGAAGAAUUAUAAGAAAAUGCUUUUUGUUGAGUGAAACUGUAUUUGGGAAAGAAAAGGGUUUAGUUAAAGAGCUUUCCAAUUAUGUUGUUGAGAAUCUUGGAGAUACUUAUCCUGAAAUGGAAAAAAAUGCUUAUCAGGUUCAUCAAAUAUUAGAUUAUGAAGAAGAAAUCUACAAUUCAAUAAGAUUGGCAGCCAAAAAAGACUGGCAAAAAUUGGCCAGUUCGGAGAAAAAUCUUCCCAAUAUUGAUCACUUAGAUAUAACGCCAAGCUUUAUAAAGGCUUUUCGUGAAUUAAAUGCUUUAAAGCCUCUUGAAAUUGAUGGUGAUUUGGCUCAUAGGCUUUACGAUACUCAUGGUUUUGAUUCGGAAGGAAUAGAACAGCUUGCUCAGGUUUUAAAUAUAAAAUUUAGUCCCAGUACUUUCACAGAAAAAAUGGAAGAAAUUAAGUUAAAGUCGAAAAGUGGCAGGCAAAUUUCGAUGAAUCCUAUAGUAAAUGAUUUAGCAAAUAAUUUGGAAAAGACUGACGAUUUUGAGAAAUAUGCUUAUAAUACCAAUUAUGAAUUUUCAGAAAUAGAAGCAAAAGUAUUACAAAUAAUUGAAAAAGACAAUCUAGUAAAUAAAAUAAAAAAUGGCACAUCUUGUUCUUUAUUACUUGAUAAAACUAAUUUAUAUUGUGAAGCCGGAGGCCAAGAAGCUGAUAGAGGCAAAAUAAAAUUUCAAAAUUCCGUUUUCAAUAUAGAAUUGGUUAAAAACAUAAAUGGACUUAUUUUCCAUAAAGGCUUCUUCAAAGGGGAUAGCCUUGAAGUAGGUUCAACAGGCACUGUAUCAAUUGACAGAGAUUUCAGACUAGGCAAUAUGCGAAAUCACACUAGCGCACAUCUUUUAAAUGCAGCCAUAAAACAAAUUAAAACCGCAACUUGCCAGAAAUCUAGUAAAGUUACACACCAGUAUGUUAAUUUGGAUGUUUCUGUAUUCGGACCGAAAUUGAAUUUUGAGGAUAUUGUUAAAGUUGAAGAGAUUAUUAGUAAAGUUAUAAACGAUAAAUUGGAAGUAAGGGUUAGUACAACAGAUAGUCAAGGAUUGUAUAGUUUUGAUCAAAUCACACUGAUUCCUGGAGAAGUGUAUCCGGAAAAUGAAAUUAGGGUUAUUGAAAUUGCAGAUGGAUCUGAAUUUGUUUCUAGGGAACCAUGUUGUGGUACUCACGUACAUAACACUGCAGAUCUUGAAGAUUUUUGUGUAGUGAGCCUUAAAUCACUAGGAAGAAGUACGACAUCUUUGCAUGGUGUUAGUGGAGAUAGAGCUAAACUUGCUAGAAAAAAUGCUGAAGAAUUAGCAGAAGAUAUUGAGGUUUUUAAGAAGUCUGUUGCAGAGCAUUUAGAUACACCAGAUAUGUUAGAAAUGGGCAUUUUAUCUUUAAAGAAAAGACUAAAUUUUGAUAUCAAUGAAAGUUCUAUAUUGCCAUAUGUCUAUAAAACACAAACUUUAAAAGAACUGAAUAAUAUUGGCAAGCAAAUUAAGGACAAAGGCAAUGACGAUUUGAAGAACUUUAUUUGUAUGGAAAUGCAAGACGCCCUAAAAAGCAAUAUAGAAAAAACAAAUUCAAAUACAAAAUAUUUGGUACAUUAUCUAAGAAGUUCCAUGAUGCUUGAAUCAGUACCAUUGCAUGCUGCUACAGCAAUGUGUUCCGAAAUGCCGGUUAUCAUAAUAGCUUAUUCAGAUGAUAUGGUUAAAGCAAGGUGUUGUGUUCCUAAGGAUCUCCAAUCAGAUGAUUUCAAUGCCGAAAAUUGGUUAAAAGAAACUGUUGCUCCAAUUUUCAAGAGUCGAACGACACCGCAAAAGUUGCAAGAUGGCGUGUUUGUUAGUAACAUGAAACCGCAGAAGGUUCACGUGCAAGACUGGCACCAUUUGUUGGCUGAAAGUAUAGAAAGUGCCAAAAAAUAUAUUAAUGAAAAGAUUUAAUUUUGUUACACAAUUAUUCUAGUUUGUUUUAAUUUAACUGAUUAAAUUGUAUAUUUUGUUUAUCAA